Messenger RNA from Rhizophagus irregularis DAOM 181602=DAOM 197198, 1084 nucleotides. RefSeq lists its product as uncharacterized. Gene Ontology annotation, molecular function: protein binding. The record is from RefSeq and is a predicted model, not a curated record. NCBI's taxonomy places the organism in Eukaryota, Fungi, Glomeromycota, Glomeromycetes, Glomerales, Glomeraceae.
AAUAUUUGAUUGAAAAUAAAUCCGAAUGGAUGGAACAACAUUUUGAACUUAUUUAUCAAACAAGUUUUCAAUUUGAUUCUUUAAUAGAACUUCAACAAUUUUGUACAGAUUUGAUGGUAAAAUCUCCAGUAAAAAUAUUUAAAUCACUUGACUUUACUUCAAUUUCUGAAAAAGCUUUAGUUCAAUUUAUCAAAAAAGAUGAUUUACAAAUGAAAGAAAUCGAGAUUUGGGAGCAUUUACUAAAAUGGGGUCUUGCACAAAAUCCUACACUUAAUCCAGAUCCUACUACUUGGUCAGAUGAAGAUUCUAAAACAAUGGAAAACACUUUACAACAUUGUUUACCUUUAAUUAGAUUUUUUAGUUUAUCAUCCAAAGAAUUUUUACAAAAAGUUCGUCCUUAUAAAAAGCUCUUAAAACGCGAAAUUUAUGAAAAUUUAUUAAAUUCUCAUUUAGAUCCCGAAAGUGAACCAACUGAUAAUAUUUUGCUUCCUAGAAAUAUUAGAUUUGAUGGGAUUAUUGAUUCAAAAAUUACUGAUUUAAGUAUAGUUUCAAUUAUUUCAAGGUGGAUCAAUAAAGUAGAUGUUAAUAGUAAUUUUUCUCAUUUAAGAGAACUAUAUUUACCAUACAAAUUUCAAUUAUUAAUAAGAGGAAGCCGAGAUGGAUUCACUCCUAAAAGGUUUCAUCAAUUAUGUGAUGGUAAGCCUUAUACUGUUACUUUUAUGAAAGUAAAAGGAACCGAAGAAAUUCUUGGUGGGUACAACCCUUUAAAAUGGGAAUCUUCUGGUGGUUUAGUUAAUACUAAAGAUAGUUUUAUUUUUUCAUUUAAAAAUAAAAAUGCACAAUGUGCAAUCAUUAGCAAUAUAGUAAAUGAAGAUCGUGCUUUGUAUUAUUGCAAAAUAAAUGGUCCGGAUUUUUGUGAUUUUAGUAUAUGGGCUAGAAAUGAGUCUAUAGAUUAUGAUAAUUUUAGAUAUAGAAAAAGUAAUUAUGAAAAAAGAGUAAAAGAUAUUGAUGGAGACUUUAUCAUAGAAGAUUAUGAAGUUUUUCAAAUCACAAAGAGAUAAGCGUGCUUUUAUUAAUAUUGUUA